AUGAAUACUAUAUCAGCCGAAUCAGGCAACAAAAAAGAAAGUCUUUCAUCGACAAAUGAAACCCAUGGUGCACAAGUCACUUAUCAUGCCUAUCCUACUGUUUUAGAAGCCUUUGAGAAGAAAAUCUAUGGUCUAGGGUCAAAAUUAAGCGGCUUGGCUUUACUGAUCAAAAAUACACGUAAACUGUGGACCACAAAGGAAAUGAAGUGUUUUCUAGAGUGCUACUUGGCACGAAAGGAAGAGUUUAUGGAAACCAGAAAAAAAAGACUUGGAUAUCAACAUGUACUUGAGGACAUGAUAGCACAUGGAAUUGCAGAUGACUUUACUCCAGUCUGCUUAGAAAGAAAAAUGCGCACACUUCUAAGUGCAUUUAAAGCAGCCAAAGAUAACAACAGACGGACUGGUGCAUCGCCAUGCUUACCACCCUACAUGGAGUUGAUGAACGAAAUAUUUGGUGAUAAACCAAUUAUUUCAAUUAAUCACACUGCGACGUUAGGGUUUGACAGCUAUGUUGAAGACAUAGAGGUGCUGGAAGAGUUGGAAAUAAACAUUGUGCAAACGAACGCUGAGCUAUCGCCAACGCAAGAAUCACUAACGGAAGAAUCGCCGACGCAAGAAUCAUCAACGCAGGAAUUGCAAAUGCAGGAAUUGCCACAACCUUCAAAAUUUAACCGCAAAAGAAAAUCUGUGCGUCAGGAAUAUUAUGAUAACAAAUUAUUUGUUAAGAAAAGAAUAGAGGAAGAGAAAUUAAAAUUUUUUAAAGAAACUAUGAAUGAACUGAAGCAAAAAAUAAUUAAGAAAUGGGAUAAUGAAUUGAUAUUAGAGGAAAGAAAAUUGAAAUUGGAGGAAAAUAAAUUCAAGUUACUUGAAAAACUUACGCAAAAUAUGUUUCAAAUAAGUUUCUAG
This is a messenger RNA of Teleopsis dalmanni, 906 nucleotides long. RefSeq lists its product as uncharacterized. NCBI's taxonomy places the organism in Eukaryota, Metazoa, Arthropoda, Insecta, Diptera, Diopsidae. The transcript has 4 exons. Bases 1 to 906 code for a protein of 301 amino acids. The record is from RefSeq and is a predicted model, not a curated record.